GCGCCCACAGCAUAACCCCGGAAGCUCUGCAAGCUAGGGUGGAAGUGGCGCGCAGCUGGGGGGGCGGGCAUCAUGGCUGACGAGGAGGAGGAUGUGCCGUUCGAGGAAGAUGCGGAGGAGGCGGGUGGCGGCCUGGACGGCGGGCAGGGCAAACGCAAGCGCCUCUUCUCCAAGGAGCUGCGCUGUAUGAUGUAUGGCUUCGGGGACGACCAGAACCCCUACACCGAAGCCGUGGACAUCUUGGAGGACCUGGUCAUCGAGUUCAUCACCGAGAUGACUCACAAGGCCAUGUCAAUUGGGCGGCAGGGUCGUGUUCAAGUUGAAGACAUCGUCUUUUUGAUCCGCAAGGACCCACGGAAGUUUGCCAGAGUUAAAGAUUUGCUGACAAUGAAUGAAGAACUCAAACGGGCCAGGAAGGCUUUUGAUGAAGCCAACUAUGGAUCUUGAUGCCUUGCCUUUGCGUGGUGCAAAGAUGGUAUGUUCCUGGGGACUACCCAUUAUUAGGGACCUACCAAAA
Messenger RNA from Gavialis gangeticus (Gharial), 517 nucleotides. It is a transcript of the gene TAF13, whose product is annotated as TATA-box binding protein associated factor 13. Gene Ontology annotation, biological process: transcription by RNA polymerase II. The record is from RefSeq and is a predicted model, not a curated record. NCBI's taxonomy places the organism in Eukaryota, Metazoa, Chordata, Crocodylia, Gavialidae. Gene Ontology annotation, molecular function: protein heterodimerization activity. Gene Ontology annotation, cellular component: transcription factor TFIID complex. The coding region runs from base 73 to 447 and encodes 124 amino acids. The transcript has 4 exons.